Aphanomyces astaci is the source of this 177-nucleotide messenger RNA. RefSeq lists its product as hypothetical. The transcript has 2 exons. The record is from RefSeq and is a predicted model, not a curated record. The coding region runs from base 1 to 177 and encodes 58 amino acids. Lineage: Eukaryota; Oomycota; Saprolegniomycetes; Saprolegniales; Verrucalvaceae.
AUGCGAAGGCCUUCAGGCGCUGCGGCCUUCUUCGGAACGAUCGUGGUCGGUGCUGCUGGCGUGAUCUAUUAUGUCCAUGACUUGCAAAAGCGCGAGAAGAAGGAAAUGCGAGCAGGUGUCAUCCGAGAUAUCAAGCGAGACCGGCUGCGUCAACAAGAGCAUAACAAAGCGGCUUAA